AUGCCUAGUCAACCUUCGCCGAGUCCUGUAGAGAUCACCCUGAAGCGAGUGACUUCUGAAAGUGACAUCCCUACCCUUGCUCACUUGUCAGAUCUUGCACUCAAACCGGAUGGUUUCCAUGAGUUCCGAAGGCGCUAUGGAGCGAAAAGUCCAUACGAUGACAGCGUGGAGAAACUGACCAGGGCGAUGCGAGACGACAAAGGUCAAUAUUUUAUGUUCAAAGCAAUGAUCAAGUCAAAAGCAGCCGUUGAUCUCGAGCUGCCAGAGCAACCCAGACAUUCCGAGAAGGAGAUCAUUGUGGGGUUUUCGCAAUGGCGGAUAGGAUAUGUGGAAACACCAAAGAUGGAUCCCUUCGCACCGAGGAGGCAAGUCGCCCACAGUGGCACGUUUGAGGCGGGCGUGUCAAACCUGGCCAUUUCGGAAGAGCGCAACGCAGAGCAAGCUGAUGGCGUGGACCUCAAUGACAAGCAACGGAUGAAAGCUUUCUACUCAAAUCCUAAUGACGAGCUCGCAAGGAAAAUGGGAAAUGUUUAUAUCGAGACCAUCAGGGCGAAGCGGCAUGUGGGCAAGUGA
Molecule: messenger RNA, 573 nt
Organism: Capronia coronata CBS 617.96
Lineage: Eukaryota; Fungi; Ascomycota; Eurotiomycetes; Chaetothyriales; Herpotrichiellaceae
Exons: 1
Coding region: 1-573 (190 amino acids)
Source: RefSeq, a predicted model, not a curated record